ACUGUCUGUAUUUAUAUAACUAUUCACUCCCACAACCCAAACCCCAACCCUUGUGCUUCUCAAUUAUACAUACUUCAUCUCCAUCCAGAUCCCUACUUUCAUUCUCACUCUUCAGAUCUCAUCACUUCAUUAAUGCCCCAAACUGUUUGAUUCUCUCGAUUUCUGUAUCAUCUAACACUCCAGAUCUUCACAGGUGCUGUUGCAUACAGAUCUGAGGUUAUGUUUGCUUGUGGCGUGUGAUUUAUCGGAUUUGUAGUUGAUUGAUUGCUCUUCUAAGCAAGGAGAGAUGGAAUCUGAAGGAGAGACUGGGGGGACUUCUAUGAAGAAUGUUGGGGGUCAGGUCUGUCAGAUCUGUGGGGAUACUGUUGGUACGACAGCCAAAGGAGAUCCUUUUGUGGCCUGUGAUGUCUGUGCAUUUCCAGUUUGCAGGCCCUGCUAUGAAUAUGAGCGCAAGGAUGGCAACCAGUCUUGCCCUCAAUGCAAGACCAGAUACAAGCGACUUAAAGGAAGCCCUGCUAUUCCUGGUGACAGAGAAGAAGAUAUUGAUGGUGAUGAUGAAACCACUAAUUUCCCAUUUUCUUCACAAACUCAAAAUGAGAAACAGAAGACCGCAGAGAGGAUGCUGAACUGGCACAUGACAUAUGGACGCGGGGAUGAUAAUAGCGCUCCAAAUUAUGAUAAAGAGGUUUCUCAUAACCAUAUACCUCUUCUCACCGGUGGACAUGAGGUUUCUGGGGAGUUAUCUGCUGCUUCUCCUCAACGUCUUUCGGUGUCCUCUCCUCCACCCGGUGGUGAAAGACUCACACAUUCUCUCCCUUAUUCUGCAUAUGCGAAUCAAUCCCCUAAUAUCAGAGUGGUGGAUCCCGUGAGAGAAUUCGGAUCCACAGGAUUAGGAAAUCUGGCCUGGAAAGAAAGAGUUGACGGAUGGAAAAUGAAACAAGACAAGAACGUUGCUCCAAUGACAACUAGCCGUGCUGCUUCUGAAAGGGGUCAAGAUAUUGAUGCAAGCACAGAUGUGCUCGAUGAUGCGUUACUGAAUGAUGAAGCCCGUCAGCCACUUUCAAGAAAAGUAUCGAUUCCUUCAUCCAGGAUAAAUCCAUACAGAAUGGUUAUCGUUCUUCGUUUGGUUAUUCUUUGCAUAUUUUUGCAUUACCGGAUAACAAAUCCUGUGACAAAUGCAUAUCCGUUAUGGCUACUCUCUGUUAUCUGUGAGAUCUGGUUUGCAAUAUCUUGGAUAUUGGAUCAGUUUCCUAAAUGGCUUCCAGUAAAUCGUGAGACUUAUCUAGACCGGCUAUCCCUAAGGUAUGAACGGGAAGGAGAGCCAUCACAACUAGCUGCAGUUGACAUCUUUGUGAGUACGGUGGAUCCGUUAAAGGAACCACCGCUUGUCACAGCAAACACUGUACUAUCCAUCCUGGCGGUUGACUAUCCCGUUGACAAGGUUUCUUGCUACGUGUCUGACGAUGGUGCUGCCAUGCUGUCAUUUGAGUCGCUAUCUGAAACCUCGGAGUUUGCUAGAAAAUGGGUUCCGUUUUGCAAGAAAUAUAACAUUGAGCCAAGGGCUCCUGAAUGGUACUUUGCACAGAAGAUUGAUUACUUAAAAGAUAAAAUUCAACCGACUUUUGUAAAAGAUCGCAGAGCUAUGAAGAGAGAGUAUGAAGAGUUUAAAAUUCGUAUUAAUGGGCUUGUUGCAAAGGCUCAAAAGGUCCCUGAUGAAGGUUGGAUCAUGCAAGAUGGUACACCAUGGCCCGGGAACAAUACACGUGACCAUCCUGGAAUGAUACAGGUUUUCUUGGGUCAGAAUGGUGGGCUUGACAGCGAGGGUAACGAGUUGCCAAGAUUAGUAUAUGUUUCAAGAGAAAAACGUCCAGGCUUUCAACAUCACAAAAAGGCCGGUGCCAUGAAUGCACUCGUCCGUGUAUCUGCAGUCCUUACAAAUGGCCCGUUCUUGUUGAAUCUUGAUUGUGAUCAUUACAUCAAUAACAGUAAAGCGCUUAGAGAAGCUAUGUGUUUUAUGAUGGACCCGAAUCUUGGAAAAUACGUAUGUUACGUCCAGUUUCCACAAAGAUUUGACGGUAUUGACAGAAACGAUCGAUAUGCUAACAGAAACACCGUGUUCUUUGAUAUUAACUUGAGAGGUUUAGACGGUAUUCAAGGUCCCGUUUAUGUGGGUACCGGAUGCGUGUUUAACCGAACAGCGUUAUACGGGUACGAACCGCCACUUAAACCGAAGAAAAAGAGAGAAAAGGGCUUCUUUUCAUCCUGUUUCGGUGAAUCCCGAAAGAAAAGUUCAAAAUCAAGUAAAAAAGGAUCAGAUAAAAAGAAAUCUAGCAAACCCGUUGAUCCCACUGUGCCGGUAUUCAGUCUCGAGGAUAUUGAAGAAGGCGUUGAAGGUGCUGGAUUCGAUGAUGAAAAAUCAUUGCUGAUGUCACAAAUGUCGCUCGAGAAAAGAUUCGGUCAAUCGGCUGUUUUUGUUGCGUCUACGCUUAUGGAGAACGGUGGUGUCCCACAGUCUGCAGCUCCGGAAACCCUACUUAAAGAAGCUAUUCAUGUUAUCAGUUGUGGUUAUGAGGAUAAAACCGAUUGGGGAAAUGAGAUCGGAUGGAUUUACGGUUCGGUCACAGAAGAUAUUCUUACUGGAUUUAAGAUGCACGCACGUGGAUGGCGGUCAAUAUACUGUAUGCCACCUAGGCCAGCUUUCAAGGGUUCUGCUCCUAUUAAUCUUUCAGAUCGUCUGAACCAGGUGCUUCGGUGGGCUUUAGGUUCAGUAGAAAUUCUGUUCAGCCGGCAUUGUCCAAUUUGGUACGGUUAUUCCGGCAGGCUAAAAUGGCUUGAGCGAUUCGCUUACAUAAACACAACCAUUUACCCGAUCACCUCCAUUCCUCUUCUUGUCUACUGUACUCUCCCUGCCGUUUGUUUACUCACCGGAAAAUUCAUCAUACCACAGAUCAGUAACCUUGCGAGUUUAUGGUUUAUAUCCCUCUUUCUUUCGAUUUUUGCCACGGGUAUCCUUGAAAUGAGAUGGAGUGGUGUCGGAAUCGAUGAAUGGUGGAGAAACGAACAAUUUUGGGUCAUCGGUGGUGUUUCCGCACAUUUAUUUGCCGUUUUCCAGGGUUUGCUUAAAGUGCUCGCUGGCAUCGACACCAACUUUACCGUCACAUCGAAGGCGUCCGAUGAAGACGGUGAUUUUGCAGAGCUUUACUUGUUCAAAUGGACGACUCUUCUCAUCCCGCCAACGACUCUCCUUAUAGUAAAUUUGGUCGGAGUGGUUGCUGGUAUCUCGUAUGCAAUCAACAGUGGUUACCAAUCAUGGGGUCCACUGUUCGGUAAGCUGUUUUUCGCAUUUUGGGUGAUUGUUCAUCUUUACCCGUUCUUGAAGGGUUUGAUGGGGAAGCAAAACCGCACUCCUACCAUUGUCGUCGUGUGGUCCAUCCUACUUGCAUCCAUUUUCUCCUUGUUAUGGGUCCGGAUCGACCCUUUUACCACUAAAGUGACUGGCCCGGAUGUCAAGUUUUGUGGAAUCAAUUGUUAAAUUAUAUGUAUAAUUAUUUAAGUUACCUUGUGAUAUCAAGAUUUCUAUUGUUGUUUUCUCAAGUUAUUUCAUAGUUAUAAACAUAUGUAUUUUGUUCUAUUCUUUGUUUUUUUACAGUUUUGUAUCCCAUAUGGACUAUAUCUAUAAACUCCCUUGUAAUUUUCAUCCAAUUGUUAUAUUUAUAUAAAAGAAUAGGCUUGUGAACCUA
This is a messenger RNA of Helianthus annuus (common sunflower), 3740 nucleotides long. RefSeq names its product cellulose synthase A catalytic subunit 3 [UDP-forming]. Gene Ontology annotation, cellular component: trans-Golgi network; plasma membrane. NCBI's taxonomy places the organism in Eukaryota, Viridiplantae, Streptophyta, Magnoliopsida, Asterales, Asteraceae. The transcript is spliced from 14 exons. The record is from RefSeq and is a predicted model, not a curated record. Bases 287 to 3532 code for a protein of 1081 amino acids. Gene Ontology annotation, biological process: plant-type primary cell wall biogenesis; cellulose biosynthetic process. Gene Ontology annotation, molecular function: cellulose synthase (UDP-forming) activity.